AUGGCAUCAGUUUAUAAGUCUCUUUCGAAAAGGAAAAAGAGGGAUACUCCCAGAGAUAAUGCGGAGGACGAGGAUGUUGAUAUGGACGUGAUGGAAGAUUUCGAGGACGAUAGCAGCGAAGAGGAGGAAGAUGAGGAAAUAUCAGAAGACGAGUCGGAAGCUGGUUCAGAUGAUGGCGAUGAAGAAGAUGGCGGCAUAAAAACUACGACCAAGAAGAGCUCACAAUCGCAAAAGAACUCGACUUUUAUGCCAAAAACUAGAGUUCUCGUGCUGACUUCAAGAGGUGUUUCGUACAGACACCGUCAUCUAGUCACUGACCUCACUGCCCUUCUUCCACAUACGUAUAAAGAAAGCAAACUCGACACCAAAAAGUCACAAGGUUACAACUUCCUGCUGAACUCAUUGGCCGACCUCCAUUCUUGCAAUGUCGUUUUCUUCCUUGAGGCGCGCAAGCAGGGUCAAGACCUAUAUCUAUGGCUUUCAAAGCCUCCCAAUGGCCCCACGCUCAAAUUCAGCGUUACCAAUCUACAUACAAUGGGCGAGUUAGGUACUGGGUUCGCAGGAAACUGCCUCAAGGGAGGACGAGGCAUCGUUGUUUUUGACCCUUCCUUCGAUGACAAUGUUGUGCUACAAAAGGGCAACGAGUGGAGGGGACUUGUCAGAGAAAUGCUACGGAGCGUGUUCACCGUGCCCAAACGAGGCGUUAGAGGAAUGAAGCCCUUCGUUGACCGGGUGAUUGGUAUCUUCGCCGUGGAUGGAAAAAUCUGGAUCCGUGUCUACGAAAUUAGAGAGACAGAUGUUGCUACAGCUACCAAGAAGGCGGAAGAGGAACUUCAAAAAGCAGCGGCUGGCGAGAAGAAGAAAUCAAAGGGUGCUGCCACCGGCGGCAAGGGCGGUCCUGAAAUCUCGCUGGUCGAAAUUGGACCGCGGUUUGUCCUUACGCCAAUUGUGAUACUAGAGGGAAGCUUUGGUGGUCCUGUUAUCUAUGAGAACCGUGAAUAUGUGAGCCCUAACCAGGUUAGGCGCGAAAUACGGAUGAAGAAGGCCUCUCGAUAUAAUUCCAGGAGAACGGGACAGAUCGAUAGGAACGUCAAGAAGACGGAGCUGGGAAUAAAUACUGAAAGCUCGAAGGACAAGAAGGUCGACGAGCUUGAUUCGAGAGUCUUGUUCGCAUAG
Nannizzia gypsea CBS 118893 is the source of this 1176-nucleotide messenger RNA. RefSeq names its product ribosome biogenesis protein BRX1. NCBI's taxonomy places the organism in Eukaryota, Fungi, Ascomycota, Eurotiomycetes, Onygenales, Arthrodermataceae. Gene Ontology annotation, molecular function: rRNA binding. The transcript has 2 exons. Gene Ontology annotation, cellular component: nucleolus. Gene Ontology annotation, biological process: rRNA processing; ribosomal large subunit assembly. The record is from RefSeq and is a predicted model, not a curated record. The coding region runs from base 1 to 1176 and encodes 391 amino acids.